Molecule: messenger RNA, 225 nt
Organism: Botrytis byssoidea
Lineage: Eukaryota; Fungi; Ascomycota; Leotiomycetes; Helotiales; Sclerotiniaceae
Exons: 2
Coding region: 1-225 (74 amino acids)
Source: RefSeq, a predicted model, not a curated record
AUGUAUGUCAGCACGAACAAAUCACGGAUCAAUCGGGUCGAUAACGUUACAUUGAGCACAUUUUUAGAUUGCGGAGCCGGUCCCGAGAAUUGGUGCCGUGAUUUGUACGAUGGACGCGUGUCGGCGCUUUGCUUACUUAUUUGGUUUGGGUGGAAUGGUGAUGGUGAUGGUGAUGGUGAUGGUGAUGGUGAUGGUGAUGGUGAUGGUGAUGGUGGUGAUUUUUAG